UCAGGGUAACAUCGAACACCAGGACCACCUGACGGUUGGAAAUGGAAGCAGCAGAGGAAACUCUCACGUACCGAGAUGACACCGGACUUCACAAAAAGCUGCUCCUACUGGACAAGGACAAGGACCCGCAGAGACAAACUGAGAGUAAAAGCGACGAGUCCAACUAUGUCGACUUGGACAUGAAGCCGGACGGUCCCAAAACGGUCAAAGUGUCUUUCACGGGUGAAGGGAACCAGCUGUCGGUCAUCAAAUGUGACGCCAAGAAGCACGGAGAGGACAAGCAGCCUGUUUUGGUCGAGACGCCGUCCAAACCGCGGAAAUGUGACCUGAUCGAGGCGGAACUAGACCCGAGCGACUAUGAAAGCGACGAUCUGCAGUACACAGAUAUGUGUCUGAACAGCAAAACCGAGUCCAAUGACAGUGCCAGUGCGGUUCUGUCCGACCACUGUGACUCGGACACGCUGGAGGACGAGUCUCACUACAUCACCACCCACGAAAUCCAGCUGACAGAGCUCGACCAUGAUGUGGAUUAUGACCUGGGACAAGGGACCUGUUGGGAUUUCGAUGAUAACAACCUUGUCUAUUCCUUUGUGGAUUACGCUUCAUUUGAAAUCGACGACACUCGAGAGGUAGUGGCGUCGGGGAGGACCCAGAACCAGGGUCGUGUGGAGCAUGAGGAGAGUGAUCUGUGUGCAAGCUCUGAUGAAAGUUUGUGCAAAAACCUAAGCGGCGACCCCAACGUGGGUCAAAUACACCUCUCGAUCCAGACCUCCAGUCAGGCGGUGAAUGAGCCCGUCUCUGACAACAGCACCUGUGAAUUCACAGGACGCCACGCAGACCAGAGCCACUUGUCGUUUGUCAACUCUGGCGCCAGAACAGGACCCUUGUACGGCCGAGCCCCAUAUUUCAUUCCAGCUCCGGGCCGUCAGCACCUCGCAACCAAACUGAGACGGAAAGAUAUUAAUGAAUAUUCCAGUGGAGCGUCCAGUUCCAUCAGUGAGCUGGAUGACGCCGAUAAAGAGGUGCGUAAUUUAACCGCCAAGUCCUUCCGUAGCUUGGCAUGUCCGUACUUUGAUGCCAUCAAUCUUAGCACCUCCAGCGAGUCUUCCAUGUCGGAACAAGGACUCAACAAGUGGUCUGCGUACAUGGACUGGGGGUACAGGAAUAUAUCUCAUGACAGAGAUCGGAGUGUAAUAGCGCGCAAGAGUUUGGAGAUGAAAAGGACGAUGCAGAGUCAAAAAAACUGCCCCUCUUUAAAUAAAGUACCCCAAACCACAACACAAAAUGCUGAGUCGACAAGUCGCCAAAAACAACAGGGGGUGACGUUGAAUUUGCGCUACGAUGUUGAAGCGGGGGCAACGGACCGCUCCAAGGUUCGAUACGAAACGAUAGAAGGGACACAAAAAAGAGCAACCUUCGCCUCCAGUCUGCUGAAAAACGUCAUCUCCAAAAAGAUGCAGUUUGAGCAGGAGCGCAAACUGGAAAGGGGGGAAAACCACGACCCCAGAGAGUGUAAAGGCAGGAGGGUUUGGAGAAGACGGAGCUCAGAUUCGGGUUCGGGGUUCAAUUCGGCUGAUGAUCAACAUCUGGAGCGCAGCACUUGCUGUGAGCCCGUAGGAGAGCAGAACAACUACAAGGAUGGGUCUGAACAUCAGGCAAAGGAGCCUCCGAAGUCCCACCUCUCUCCCAGUCAAACCAGUGCCUUUGACUCAUUGAGAGUUGAACCCUCCACGGACGACCAGGACGCAGGAAACAGGCUGACAAAACUGCUUUUUGUCCCGAGCUGCCCGCAAGCAUCCAAGGAGCUUCCUCACCUAUCGACACCUGCCACAGGUGCACCGCCUGUCCCUCAGGUUUACAACAAGAUCUUCAAGCCCGGCAACGCUGGGAUUCGUGGUAUAGGAGGGAAGAACCCCGGGAUAAAAAUACACCUGAGGGGGGUGAAAGAAAGCAAAGGCUGCACACUGAACAUUGCAAACCUACUAACCCCGAAAUUUAGCAACAACACCAUCAACACAUUCAGGGCAGCGACUAAUGCCAAAUGUCACAAUUUCUCUGCAAUAGAUGCGACUCCGAAUGCCCCAGUGAGAGACACGCGUGACACCAAAUGCAAGUUUGCGACGCCGAUCUAUCAUGUCAGAGAUGUGCGGAAGCUGGUGAAAAGCUCCUACCGCUUUGUGUCGUUAGAUAACAGCGCGAGCAAAUGCACGACGUUGGACAGAAGCGAGGAGAAACCUCAAACCGAGCCCGUCAAACAGCGGCUGCCGUCUCCGAUUGUGAUCAAAUGCCAGUCUGUCAAAACUAAUUCUAGAUCUCAAACAAGUGAGGAGGCGCAGACGCGACAACCAGAGCGAGCUCAGGUGGCGGCGAAGCAGCAGCCCGCUGACCCGUCGGAAUUAGUCGCUGACAAUGCAGAAAAACAUGAAAAAGCAGGGGAGACAGUCAGGAAAUUUGAACCUCAGAUUCCCAAACAGGCGGCACUAGAGAAGCUCAAGGCUGCUGUCAAGACAAUGGAGCAGCUCUAUGUUUAUGACCGGAACGAAUGGAAGCGCAGAUCGCAAACUCCGCGACUGAGCUCAGACAGGAAAGAGCAGGGAGCAGAUGAGGAGGACGCUGACCCCGGGAGCUCAGAUAAGAGGUCUCUGAAUAUCAUAUGUGUUCCAUAUCAUGAGAAAACCGUUGACACACACUUGCAGCAAAGCCCACAUCAAAACAGAGCAGGGAGCAAGCCUGACAAGGCGGCGCCCCCGAUGAGAGACCCUGAGUCACCAGUGGCACCUCUCUGUGUAAAAAUAGAGGCUCCCAAAUGCAACAAAACACAGCAGCAAAAGGUUAAACCCAAGCCCUCCACGCCUGCCGUGGCUCUGGACUCUGAGAACUAUUUAACCAUACCAGGUCUGAGCAGCCAAGCUGCACUGCUGAGCGCAGAGACCGUUUCUAAGGUAACAAACACCGGUCAACAGCAAACAGGUGACAGCAAAAUAUCUGAGCAGAGAUUAAUGACGCAGAGUCCCGCUUCGGUAAUCCACCACCAACCAGCAGCAGCUUCACAAACACAUCAGGUGUUAUGUUUCUCCCCCUCUGUCAAUACUUUGUCACCCACACCUUCCGCAGGAGAGGCAGCGCCACAGACGCAGCGGAAAAUGCUGCUGGACCCGACGACGGGACAUUACUAUCUGGUGGACACGCCCCUCCAGUCGACGACAAAGCGGCUGUUUGACCCUGAAACGGGCCAGUAUGUGGAUGUGCCCAUGUCCACUUCACCUGUGUCUCCAAUCACGCCGGUCCCACUAUCCGUUUCCCCCCUGGCGCUGGGCCCUGGCGCCUACAUGAUCUGCCCAGGCUUCAUCCCAUCUCCCACUCUCACAGCCCAGGUGCUGUCGCCACAGCCGCAGGCUCACUUGGUCGACGUCGCUGGGGGAAAAGUAAAACAUACCAAAAGUUCUAAGCAGGAAUUGAACACAGGGGGCGCUGAAAGUGCUUAUUACAGCGCGACAGGAGAGGCCUUUCAGGGGUCACUGCAGCUACCUGUCAGUGUGGGGAGCGCCGCCAGCAGAGAAGACGCAGGAGGAUCCGACAGGAAGCCUGUCAUCAGCAUCACGUCGCAACAAGGUCCAAGAAUCAUUGCCCCUCCUUCCUUUGAUGGAACGACCAUGAGCUUCGUUGUGGAGCACCGGUGACCAAGGAAACAUCCUAUCAAAAGAAACAAUACAACACUCCACAGAGAAUUCAGCCUCCCAUCACUGUAAGUGCCGAACUGACUUUCCUGCCGGUGGCUUUUUCACCAGGACAGCUUCCACCACAAACAACCAACUCUCAUCCUCCAUUCUGAUCAUCUGAUUCUAACCCUGCCGCGGACUUGACGGUCUGCAUCACAGCACUUUGUAGAUGAAAUACGUGUAGCCCUUGACGCUUUGUCGCUGUACCAUUUCACUUUGUGAUACUUCCUGAUGUUUAGAUUUCUCUUGAAAAACAUUUAUAAUCAAAAGGAAUCCAGACAGUUUCUUUUUUCUAUCUAGUCAAAUGUUAGUGACUCUUAUUUAUGUGAAUGUAAAGUAUGUAACACUUUGAGAGGAGAAAAAAAAAUGUGGAAAACUCCAUGUUGGAAUAAACGUUGAAUAGAAUUUUGUUUUCUCAUACUAUGGCUCAGCUUGUGCUAUUGUUACACACAUUUACACAGCCCAACACCAACAAUUACAGACACACAUUUGUUUUAAAAUGCCACUGUUUGAAAAGAGAUUUAUCACUGAAAUCACCUUUUCUCAGGAA
This is a messenger RNA of Synchiropus splendidus (mandarinfish), 4269 nucleotides long. RefSeq lists its product as uncharacterized. Lineage: Eukaryota; Metazoa; Chordata; Actinopteri; Syngnathiformes; Callionymidae. The record is from RefSeq and is a predicted model, not a curated record. The transcript has 2 exons. Bases 42 to 3680 code for a protein of 1212 amino acids.